UCUCAUUCACAAAAUUCAUCACACAAUCCAGACUCUCUAUCAAAAAAUCCAUUGACUCACUCCUCUUUCUCUGUGAAAACCCAUCACAAAAUUGAUAGAGAGAUGGGAAACUACAUCUCUUGUGCAUCUACCGGCGUUCCCUCGAAGAAUUCCGGUGUAAAAGUCGUGCUUUCUGAUGGAUCGAUAAGACGAUUCGAUCGUCCAGUUAAGGCUGCAGAGCUCAUGUUGGAGGCUCCUAAUCACUUCCUCUCCAAUUCGAAAUCGGUUCAUCUUGGUCGCAGAUUCUCCCCGAUUCCUGCUGAUGAGGACCUAGACAUGGGGGAGGUCUACUUCAUGUUCCCAAUGAGGAGGGCUAAUUCCAUGGUUUCUCCAGCAGAUAUGGCCGGAAUGUUAAUGAGGGCUGAUAAGGCUAUUAAGAAGACUUCUGGGGGUUUGAAAAGGGUGUUGCCAGAAAUUAUUCAAGAAGAGGAUUAUGCCAGGAAAAUUGAUUCCCGGCCGACAGAAAUUGGGGAGGUCGGAAAUUGCGGCGGGGAAGUGAAUUUCCGGCGACCGGGAUUUGAGGAGGUUGAGGACUUUCCAAUGGGUUUUAAUCAUAGGUUGAGCAUGUGUAGAUCAAGGAAACCACGUUUGGAGACCAUCAAUGAGGAGGCCACUGUAUGUUCCAGAUAACAGUGAUAUUAUGGUGAAAUCCGAAGAUUUUUGUAAAAAAGUGUUAUUAAGUGAUUAGGUUUUUGUAUAGGGUUGAAGGAUUUGGAGCCUUGGAUCUACCCUGAAUUUGGAUGGGGUAUGGUUUUUGGAUUGGUUUUUCAUUUUCCCCAUGAUAGAAACCCCGAAAGGUUUCGAUGGGGAAACGUGGUGGGGGAUGAUAAAUUGGAAAAUAGCAAAUAACUUACAUUUGUUAAACUAGUGAAAAUUAUUGCAUAUUUCAUCAA
Molecule: messenger RNA, 932 nt
Organism: Amborella trichopoda
Lineage: Eukaryota; Viridiplantae; Streptophyta; Magnoliopsida; Amborellales; Amborellaceae
Source: RefSeq, a predicted model, not a curated record